CUCAGCGCUGAUUCCGAUCAACAAUUCAUCGGGCCUAUUUCGUGGAACCAAUUGGCUAAACAAAUCAUUGCUUCAUACACGGUGAUUACGGAAAACGAAAAUCUGAAAGAGCGGACGACCGGAGUACCGCUCCGUCGAUCCCUGCCCGAUUCACCUUGCUCAUUUUUCUUGGCAGAGAUGUGGAAGAUCUACGUUGGGAACUUGAGCUCUAGAAUCAGAGAAUUGGAGCUUUCGAACGAGUUUCGAACAUACGGACUUGUUAGAAGUAUAUGGAUAGCGAGGAAUCCACCAGGUUAUGCUUUUGUUGAAUUUGAUAGUCGUCAGGAAGCGCAUGAUGCUAUUGCUGCUUUAGAUGGAAAACAUGGAUGGCGUGUAGAGAUGUCUCAAAGAUCAUUGGGUGGAAUAAGAAACAGGUCGUCGAACCGUGAUACUAGAUGCCGGGAGUGUGGUUCGCGUCGCCAUCAUGGUAGAGAUUGUCGAUUUAGGUCAUCACAAAGUUCUAGAAAGAGUUCAAGUCCUCAUUCCCGGGCACACAAGAGCAGUGUCAAGAGAAGACGUAGUCGGAGUAGAUCCCCUCUACGUGAUGAUCAGCUUAAUGAAAGGUACCAUAGAACUAUUCAUCUGUUUUCUAGAUUGAAACCAUUGGCAGGUUGUUAGCCAGAUGCAUAUCAGCAAGUGUAAAGUCACCUAUUUUUUAUGCACAUUUUU
This is a messenger RNA of Dendrobium catenatum, 708 nucleotides long. RefSeq names its product serine/arginine-rich splicing factor RSZ23. Bases 178 to 657 code for a protein of 159 amino acids. The record is from RefSeq and is a predicted model, not a curated record. The transcript is spliced from 4 exons. Gene Ontology annotation, molecular function: RNA binding. Gene Ontology annotation, cellular component: nuclear speck. NCBI's taxonomy places the organism in Eukaryota, Viridiplantae, Streptophyta, Magnoliopsida, Asparagales, Orchidaceae. Gene Ontology annotation, biological process: mRNA splicing, via spliceosome.